AUGUCAUCUUCCAGCGUGUCCUCAUCGGCCAAUAGGCCCGAACAAAAGGAGGAGUUGGACCCGAUCGUGCGCAACGCGUUGCGAUACACCAUCAGUCCGCGAGAAUAUCAGCUUCUGCACCAAUACCUCCUUUCCCGCGCCCCUGCUGUCCGCAAACGCACGCUGCCGCCCAAGAGAUACGACGCAAUCGCAAAUGGAGGUGACGAUUACAAUGCUGCAGCGAUUCGGGCAAGUCUCAGGCUUGCGGUGGCGGCUUUCUCAGGCCUCAAGGCUUGGGAUCUCGUAAAGACCAAGUUGCUGGCCCGAGAUGCACCAAAGAGACCACAGCGCCCAAUUCCUGUGUACAAAUCCCCGAACGUCCGCUUGACCUGCUCGCUGUCCCUCAUACUGCUGUUCCACCGCCUUCUACGCCGCUUCUUCAGCCGCCUCCGCGAGAGCCUCCUCACGCAGGAAGCGAAGCCGUUCCGACGGCGAAACCCUCGCAUAUCACGCUCGUUGACCUCUCGGCUUGCACCCGCCAUCGGUUCCAGCCUAGCGGGCUUCUUUCUCGCAGUGUAUCCUGGCGACCAAUUGCGGAUAACCAUCGCCAUUUACAUCUUCACCAGGGCGUUGGAGUUCAGCUACAACUAUAUCGAAGAGCUGGGCUAUUUCCGCAACAGGCCCCCAUGGUUUGGCUCAUGGAUGCUCAUGCCCGUAGCUUGUGGACAAUUGCUGCACGCAUUCGUCUUUGACCGCGACUGCUUCCCUGCGGCCUACGGCAAGUUCAUCCUGGACAAUUCCCCGGAGUAUAUCCAAGCAAGACCUGGAGGAUACCCCAAACAUCUCAAAUGGCCGAGUACCUUCGACAUCGUCGAUAACCUAGCGCAAAUUUCCAAAGAAGGAUGGCCUUCCUUCACUUCGCCCAUUAUGUUUCCUAAUUCAGAGACCUUACCGAGGAGCCUUACAGCCAUAGCACCAAUCACAUCCCCGGCCCAUCCAGCCAUCAAACAUUUAUCAUGCGCGCUCCUGCACCCAAAUGAUCCAUCUUGUUUACGCACGUACGUUUCCUACUGGAUCCAAGCCUUCCCCAAGGUCGCCCGCCUUUUCUCCAUGAUUUUCACAGCCCUCAGCCUGCCUCGCUACAAAAGCUUCCUCAACUCUCCCAUCUCCACCCUAAACAAAUUAGCAAAGAACGUCCUGCGUAUGUCCAUCUUCAUCUGCGGUGCCAUCGGCACGAGCUGGGGCUCCAUCUGUCUCCUCCAGAAUAUAUUCCCGAGGAAUUUCCUCCCCACUCAGCGAUGGUUUAUAGGAGGUUUUCUGGGCGGAAUGUGGGCGUUCUUGGAGCGGAAGAACGGUAGGGGUAACUUUUUGUACUCGGCACGCAUGUCGAUUGAUUCGCUAUGGAAGGUUGGUGUGAAGAGGGGAUGGUGGCGCGGAAUCAAGAACGGGGAUGUCUUAUUAUUUGUGGUGAGUCUCGCAACGGUCAAUGUGCUGUAUGAGGUUGCGCCCACAUCGGUAAGCAGUGGGGUGGCUAGAAAGGGGCUGGGUGUGUUAAGGGGUGAAGGGUGGAUUGAUAGGGCGACGCUCCCAAGGGUAGGCCAGGCGAAUGAUGGGGAAGAAGGAUAG
Molecule: messenger RNA, 1605 nt
Organism: Didymosphaeria variabile
Lineage: Eukaryota; Fungi; Ascomycota; Dothideomycetes; Pleosporales; Didymosphaeriaceae
Exons: 2
Coding region: 1-1605 (534 amino acids)
Source: RefSeq, a predicted model, not a curated record